UUACAGGUUUCAAAAGUUUUUCAGUCAAUAAGUUCUUUGAGAACUAAGGAAUUAAAAUGUGCGGAGGAUUUACCUGUUCAAAAAAUGCUUUGACAGCAUUAAAUAUUCUUUAUAUUGUGGUUGCGUUCAUCUUAAUUGGAGUUGCUGUGUACGGUAGAGCCUCUGCCUUAGUUACAAAUCUACCAAUUAUUGGAGGGAUUUUGGCAUGUGGAGUCAUAUUAAUAUUAAUAUCCAUACUCGGAUUAAUUGGAGCUAUUAAGCAUCAUCAAGUCUUACUAUUCUUUGUAUCCUUUUUUUUAAUAAACCUCAUAAAUGUUUAUGCUUAUGGAACAUUAAUCAUUAUUGCUUGUGCUUGUUUAGCUGUAAAUGCUAAACAGCAGGAACAACUUGCAGAUCAAGGUUGGCAACAAGUAGACAAUCAGCUGAAAGAAAAAGUGGAAUAUACAUUUCAUUGCUGCGGUUUUAAUAAAACUACAAGUAUUAUAGAGGAAUUCUCGAGUGGAAAUGAUUCAGUAUGUUUAAAACAAACUAAAGUUUGCUGCGCUUACAAUCCAGAUCCAAAAUGCCAGUGUCCAUCGUGUAUGCAAAAGUUACAGUCUACUAUUGACUAUGCUUUUAAACUUUGCGGUGGUAUAGGAUUAUUUUUUAGCUUCACCGAGGUGAUUGCGGCAUUCUUGGCAAGACGAUAUCGAAAUCAGUUAGACCCAGAAGAAUCAGCUGCUCGAGCUAUGUUUCCGCGACAUAAUUAUCUAUAUUAAAAAAUGAUCUCCUGGCAAUCUCUAUGAUAUUUGGUCUUGUGCUUCAAUUUAAAAUACUCAUUAAGACCUCAUCCGUAUAUAUGAGAUUGAUUCGUUUUUUAUUUUUUGAUUGUAAAUUUAUUUAAUGCAAAAUAAUUUGUUCUGCAUUUCCAAUAAGCCAAAGAAAAAUCUUUCAAUUGGAUACAGAUCCAUUAUAUGCAAGAAACUUGUUUUUACAUUAACUUAAAUACUAUAUUUUAUAAUUUCUCAGUAAAAUUUGAAUUGAAAUGAUUUGUAUCCAAUUUUUAUUUUGAACGAAUAGUUCCGUGAGCGAUUACAAGUUGUAUCUUCAUCAAUUUAUUUAGUAUGAAUUGGAUGAAAUGUACUAGCAAGAAUGUGUGCUCUAGUCAGCCACUGAAUAUAUUCUUAUCAAGCCUCAAUGCGCCUUGUAGUAAAUUAUUAAAGUUACUUUUAUUAGAGAAUAUUUUACAAACUUACAACUCGAAAAGAUUCCAGUAUAAAAUGCAUUUCAGACCAUUCCAUUAUUAAUAGUAUUU
Ceratosolen solmsi marchali is the source of this 1294-nucleotide messenger RNA. RefSeq names its product Tetraspanin 97E (gene Tsp97E). Bases 57 to 758 code for a protein of 233 amino acids. The record is from RefSeq and is a predicted model, not a curated record. Lineage: Eukaryota; Metazoa; Arthropoda; Insecta; Hymenoptera; Agaonidae. Gene Ontology annotation, cellular component: membrane. The transcript has 6 exons.